Messenger RNA from Clavispora lusitaniae ATCC 42720, 537 nucleotides. RefSeq names its product TRAPP subunit. The record is from RefSeq and is a predicted model, not a curated record. NCBI's taxonomy places the organism in Eukaryota, Fungi, Ascomycota, Pichiomycetes, Serinales, Metschnikowiaceae. Gene Ontology annotation, cellular component: TRAPP complex. Gene Ontology annotation, biological process: endoplasmic reticulum to Golgi vesicle-mediated transport.
AUGAUCAUUUACAGCAUAUAUAUACUAAACAAGGCUGGCGGGUUGAUCUAUCAAAAUGAUCUAAAUCCAGGGCUUUCAAAACUUUCAGCAAAUGAUUAUUUAGUACUAGCUGGAACCUUACAUGGGGUCCAUGCCAUUGCUACUCGAUUAUGUCCAACGGGCUCGAAUUUUACCGGAGAGGAGACUAACGUGAACUCUUCCAUAAUCAGUACAGGGAAAUCUCGACUACCAAACUCUAAUCGUCUGGGCUUACAAACUAUUGAGACAGAUCACUUUAGCCUAUAUGUUUUUCAGACAUUGACGGGAAUAAAGUUUAUCAUUGUCACAAGCCCAGCUCCAAUAAAGCCAACUGUGUCUUCAGGACCGGGUCAGAGUGACUUACGGAAACAGUACGACAUUGUUAGUGAUUAUUUCAGGCAGUUUUAUACCUUUUACUGCGAUUACGUGAUGAAGGACCCAUUUUACUCAUUGGACAUGCCAAUAAAGAGUACAAUGUUUGAUAGCAAAGUGAAGGCUUUGGCUAAAGAUAAGGCAUAA